Stegostoma tigrinum is the source of this 4419-nucleotide messenger RNA. Its product is annotated as cytoplasmic phosphatidylinositol transfer protein 1-like. Gene Ontology annotation, molecular function: phosphatidylinositol binding; phosphatidylinositol transfer activity. The record is from RefSeq and is a predicted model, not a curated record. The transcript is spliced from 10 exons. Gene Ontology annotation, cellular component: cytoplasm. Lineage: Eukaryota; Metazoa; Chordata; Chondrichthyes; Orectolobiformes; Stegostomatidae. The coding region runs from base 850 to 1797 and encodes 315 amino acids. Gene Ontology annotation, biological process: phospholipid transport.
GCAGUUACAGAGAUUAUCCUGCAGGAGGCGGUGCGCCGCCUGCAAUGUCACACAACCAUUUCCAGCGCAAUUUACUUUUUUAGUUUCUUUUUCUCCCUUCGUCUCUGUCUUUCCUUUUAUUUUGAGCAGCCUCUUGUUCUGACGUCUCACGACCAACACGGGGUGUGAAGAAAUACGCCGUCGACGAAGCAGUCAGGGAGCGAGAGACAGAAAAAGGUAGAACAAGAGUUAACAGAUACAAGAGCAGCGUGUAGAUGUGAACGGGGGUGCUGGUCAAUUUCUGCUUUGCUGAAACCUACAAACGGAUCAGAAUUCCGGAAAAAAAUGCAAACUGCUCGCCCCUGCCAGACAACAGAAACAGGAAAGUUCGUGCUGUUUUCUCCAAGCGUGAAUAUGAAUCUUUAAGAACCAACUGCAGGCAUCCUUAUUUAUUUAUUUAUUGUUCUUCCCAAAAUCUGCUGGGUUCGGACUGAAGAGAAUUGGGAAACUCCCCUUCCACAUGCUGGCGGUAAGAUCGAAGGAAAGCCCAGCGGUGGAGCAACGUUGAACUUUUUUUCCCCCAAUGCGGAGGAUUCAUCCGAAAAAGAGAGACUGUCUGUUGAACUAGCUGGGAGACGAUUACUAAAAUAGAGCUUUGAAUCCUGUCUUUGCGGACCUUGCCACACGAAGUUUGGCGAUUGUGCUGCAAUAUUUCAACCCAAGAGAUUGUGGUGUGGACAGGACUGUUUUUGUACCGUCAACUGGUGAGAGGACUAAUGCAUAACCUCAGUUAACCAUCAGCGGUUUCAGAAGUGAUCCUCUCUAAGUGCCUUCAACACGUUAGUACUUCAUCUAGACUGAAGCGUCAUUAUGUUGAUGAAAGAGUACAGGAUCUGCAUGCCUCUCACUGUGGAAGAGUACAGGAUAGGACAACUGUACACUAUCAGCAAGCACAGUCAUGAGCAGAGCGACAAGGGCGAAGGGGUGGAGGUGGUUAAGAAUGAACCCCACGAGGACCCUGUACAUGGAAAAGGGCAGUUCACGGAGAAGAGAGUUCACUUGUCCAGCAAACUCCCUAGCUGGGCUAGGGCUGUGGUGCCCCGAAUAUUUUAUAUCACAGAAAAGGCCUGGAAUUACUAUCCUUAUACCAUCACAGAAUACACUUGUUCCUUUUUGCCAAAAUUCUCCAUUUACAUUGAGACAAAAUAUGAAGACAACAAUGGCUGCAAUGACCAUAUUUUCGGCUCGGACAAAAACCAUACGGAUCAUGAGGUGUGCUUCCUGGACAUCGCUUAUGAUGAGAUUCCAGACCGUUACUACAAGAGUUCAGAGGACCUCCGGUAUUUUGCGUCAGUGAAGACUGGACGGGGUCCUCUGAAGGAGGGAUGGAGGAAUGACCCUUCACCUGUCAUGUGCUCCUACAAACAAGUGACUGUUAAGUUUGAAGUCUGGGGUCUGCAGACAAGAGUGGAGCAGUUUGUUCAGAAGGUGAUCAGGGACAUCUUACUAAUAGGUCAUCGACAAGCCUUUGCCUGGGUUGAUGAAUGGUGUGAUAUGACGAUGGACGAGGUUCGGCAGUAUGAAAAGCAAACGCAGGAAGCGACGAAUGAGAAGAUCGGAAUUAUGGCCCCCACUAUCUCCGUCAGCGAAGCUGCCCAGCCUCCAGCUACCCGCAGUGCACCUGCCAGUGCACCGUCCACACCGCUCAGUGGAGACCCACCUGAUUUCCUCACUGUUCCAAAGGACAGACCACGGAAGAAGUCUGCCCCAGAAAUGCUGACGCUGCCAGAGCUCAGAGAGCGCUCGACCAAUAAGUAGUACCACCUCCAUGCCAACCUGGGGGCUUUGUUUCUGUGAAUUUCCAGUUAUUGAAUUUACCUAAUGCUACUUAACUGAGAAAACAAAAAAAGAAGCCAUCUGUUAAGGGGUUCUCUAAAGCUUUAGCCUGUAAAGAUGUUGGGCAGUGAUCUUUACAACAGCAAGCCUGCGUUAAUGCUGACUGGCCAUUAAGAUUAGCAUUCUGAAUUUGAGAUAAGGAUUUCAGAUGAGGCAAUGUUCUUUUUCAGUAUUUUACUACACUCUCUUAUCAUUCCUUGUUAGGACUUUUAGGCAGACUCAGGACUUAGUAUUAGCAUGAUUGAUAGCGUACAUUGUCACAUAAAUGCAUUUUUAGUUUAUAACCUAGCCUCAAUGCUAGAAAGGAGAAAGAUGGAGUGAACCAAAGUCUUGCUGCUCAAUAGGAAUUCACUCAUGGUGCAAGCUCACUCCUGUUUGCAGGCUUUAAGGAAAUCAGAAUGAAGUUUCGCACACACCCAAUGAAUCAAAACCAUAAGGUCCCCACAGUAUGGUAUUCCCAAGCUGGUUAUUAAACCUUUGAUUUUAUUGCCGCAUCACUUGCCAAUAGUAUUUACGGUAAAGCCAUUUCAUUGCUGUGUGCCCCAAUUUCUCUGCCCAGGCACAACAUCUCCUCACUGUGUAAAAGCUUCAGUCUUCUAAUGGGUUGAGUCAUGUUCCCAUAUCUGGGUAAGUGUCUCUGAAAUCCCAUGGAAAAGCUUUCGGUGAUGUUUGACAUUUGGUUGACAGUGUCUCACUCGCCUCUGGCCAUCCACCUCUCACCUUACGUUUUGUUUCGAUUUGCAUCUGUUUGCAAUUAUUGCCCCCAAUUGCAGCAUCCAAUCUGUCAUUCAAACAGGAUAUUCCCCUUUCUGCAGUAGAAUAAAACCUCUUUGCAAUGGGUUUCUAACCGGAAUUCAUUCCUUUUUCUGAGCCCUGUCAAACUGUGUGCCUCUCUCAGGCUUCCUUUCGAUCUAGAAUCUUAAAUGCCUUUAAAAUCCAUCUGGUAAGCAGAAUGGAAUCUCUCACCCUCCGCACCCAAACCCCCACCCCCAGUCACAGGCCACCCUGUCUUUGAUAUAAAUGAAGUCAAUAGGUAUUGGUUUGGAAUAUGCAAUUGGUUUGAGUCAGACCCAGCAGAAAGGACGAGGUUUGUGGUUGUUGGAGGCCAACCCUUUUGUUGUGUUUCAUUUCUCGACCGAUGUGCGUUUUACUGUUGUGGUGCCACAGGCUUUGUAGCGUGCAAGUGAACUAAGCCAGUCAUGUUACCAACAGACCCUUAAGAACUUGCAGUCACUCUACUUUGUAUAACAUUCCAAACACAGCAGCUCCUGAGUCACCAACACUUGCAAGACACAGAAAGGAAACGUGAUUGGAUGAAAGCAACAGUGGAUCAUGACGGGGACCUCCCGUAGACCUGACUGAAGCAGAACUGUUUGGCUAUCUUCUUUCCAUGAGGAGGUUAACUGCUUCAUUCCAGGACCUGGAUUCUGGUUUUUCAUCAGCUAGAGUUGAUGGACCAGUAUUCGAUAUCGCUGAUAAUGCAGUGUGAUAGCCUGCAUCACUUACUCAGACUUUACAUUUAAAUGACCUGAAUCACUUUAAUAAAUUGAAACAGUUAUUGUUUGCAUCGUAAGCAUGAUUUUUUUUAUUGGUAAUGUUAAUUUCUGAUAUUCUAUGAAGACUUGGAAAAACACAAUUAAUUUGAAUUUCCCCAGAUGGCAGAGCCUGUACAGUACUGUGGGAAGUUCCUAAGUGCUAGUUCAGGAUCUCCCGUCACGCUGGCAAGAAACACCAACUUUUUUUCACCAAACAGAGGUAGUUCUAAAUAAUUGGUCUAACAAAUCAUGAGGCUAGACAAUUGUUCAGGCAAGGCAUGACAUCUCAGAAAGAAUCAAGGGGAUGAAGAUUUUUUUUUUAAAAAUCACUAUUUUUUUCCAACAUGACUCAAUAGCAAAGAUUAAUGCUUCUGGUUUUGGUGUACCUAAGACAAUUAAAAGAGAAGACUGUAAAACUUUAAAUGAGGCACUAAUUAUUAAUUUACCUGGGUCAAUACGACUUGGAGGAUGUUCCCUGGCAACCUUUUCUUUGAAAAUCUGAUCUUACUUUCCACAUUCUUGAAACUGCUGUUUAUUCAGAGUGACUCGUGUUGAAAUGCACCCGUGCUAUUCCUAUGUGAAGCAGACUGUACAAUUAAUGGCACUGUGUACACUUGCUACCUUCUACAAAAAGACUGCCUAACCCACUGAAAUCAUCAUGCAAGGCUGAGUUAACAUUGUGUAUAUAAAGAAAUGUAAUGUAAGCAGUUUUGACUGGCCUUCAUAAGAGAGUCUGUUGCAGUAGCUGUAAAUAGUACAGAAGAUGUAUAAUUUUAGUUGAAUGCAUUAAUAUCACAGGAAGUGAAGGAAUGUCUUGGCUUUCUACAUUAUAAAUGUUGUUCAUGGUGGUAAAUGAAUAUAUUACUAGAUAUUAAUGGUUCUUGGUUUUGAACUUUAGGGAUUAAGUUAUAGUUAAGCUUCAUGAAGUGUACUGAGGAAUAAGGGAUUGCUUAUAUUCAUUAAGACCAUUGUGUAGUUACUCUUUUAAUAAAAGAAAUGUGCAAAGCAA